CAAGCUUUUGUCGUUUGACCAGCUUAAUCUCUCUUAUAUUUCUCACCAAGGGUCACUCUCUCCCUGCUAUCAGAAUCUCUCUCUCUCUCUCUCUCUCUUUCUCUCUGGCCUGGAAGAGAAAAUGAGGAAGCCCUGUUGCGAGAAGAAAGGGGGGAUGAACAAAGGAGCGUGGACGAAGCAAGAAGACCAGAAGCUCGUUGACUACAUCCACAAACAUGGCGAAGGUUGCUGGCGCUCUCUCCCUCAAGCCGCAGGUUUGCUUCGUUGUGGGAAGAGCUGUCGACUGAGAUGGGUCAACUACUUGAGACCAGACCUUAAACGUGGCAACUUCGGCGAGGAUGAAGAAGACCUCAUCAUCAGGCUGCAUGCACUCCUCGGGAAUAGGUGGUCUCUCAUCGCCGGAAGAUUGCCGGGACGGACGGACAAUGAAGUGAAGAAUCAUUGGAACACCCACUUGAGAAGAAAGCUCAUGCAGAUGGGGAUUGAUCCCAACAAUCAUCGGCCCCGACCUGCCGUCUCUGGUCUGAACAAAUCGCUCGGAUCGAACAGUAGCUCGACGUGUAAACCUGAGAACUCACAGGAAGAAGAAGAAGAAGAAGAAGAAGAAGAAGAAGAAGAAGAAGAAGCGGGGUCCUUGCUGCAAUGCUCGAGCAAACCCAAGAGCGCUACCAGCUUCCUGCCCGACCUGAAUCUCGAACUCACGAUAGGCCCCCCGUUGAUCGAAGAGCAACGACAUUUGUCGCACGUGGAGUCUGCUCAACUUAGUUUCUCGAAUUUUCCAACUAGUGUAAGCUGAUGGCUAAAUUGUUUCGGCACCAAUUUGAGAUCAUCUGAUGAGUCUUUUGUUAACAAAACGAUUCGCUCACAUCAAUCACGAGGUUGGAAACAUGGUAGAAGAAGUUUUGGACAUAGUUCCUUGCAACACGUUCCUGUUAGGGUUGAGGAUGAAGACCCCUUAGUCGAAUUGAAACGUGGAGACAUUCUCUCGUGACGAGU
Messenger RNA from Rhodamnia argentea, 996 nucleotides. Its product is annotated as transcription factor MYB3-like. The coding region runs from base 122 to 796 and encodes 224 amino acids. Lineage: Eukaryota; Viridiplantae; Streptophyta; Magnoliopsida; Myrtales; Myrtaceae. The record is from RefSeq and is a predicted model, not a curated record. The transcript has 3 exons.